AUUCAAAGAAACCAAAAUGGUUCUUCAUGGAAUGAGUCCCCCACCCCCAGAAUAGAAGAACAGAGAAGAACAAAACUUAAUUUGUUUCCAUUUUGUUUUCUUUUCCAGGUACCUCCAACAUCUACCCUUCUUGAUGUAAAACAUAAAUUUCACAAAACAUGCCCCCAGUGGUACCCUUCCCGGGUUGGCCUGCAACUGGAACGAAAUGGACCCUAUCUGAAGGAUUCUGUUAGCAUUCAAAGCCUGGCAGUUUCUUCCAUCAUUACCCUGUAUUUUACAGACCUGGGUCAGCAGGUCAGUUGGACCACAGUUUUUCUGACAGAAUACACUGGGCCUCUUCUAAUCUACUUGCUGUUUUACAUUCGUCUCGCAAGUAUAUACAAUGAACAGGAGAGUACUAAGAACUUUCGCCAUCCAGUAGUUCACUUGGCCUGCUUCUGUCAUUGUAUACACUAUAUCAGAAAUCUUCUGGAGACGUUAUUUGUUCACAAGUUUUCCGGAGGGCAUACUCCUCUGAAAAAUAUGAUUAAGGGAUGUGCCUUUUACUGGGGAUUCACUUCUUGGAUUGCUUACUACAUCAACCAUCCACGAUACACUCCACCAACAUAUGGCAACAGACAAGUUAUGUUUGCUGCCCUCGCUUUCCUGAUAUGUGAAGCUGGAAAUCAUUUUAUCAAUGUAGCUUUAGCUCAUCAAAAUCACUCAGGAAAUAAAUCCUAUUUUCCAAGCCCAACCUACAACCCUUUCACGUGGCUGUUUGCAUUGGUUUCCUGUCCCAACUACACAUAUGAGAUUGGGUCUUGGAUUAGCUUCACAGUGAUGACACAAACACUGCCAGUUGGUGUUUUUGCUUUCCUGAUGGUCAUCCAGAUGGCUUUCUGGGCCCAGAAAAAACACAAGAUGUACCUGAAGAAAUGUAAUACCUAUACAUACAGGAAAGCAGCCAUGAUUCCAUUCAUCCUCUAAGCUCUUUAUGCAUCAGAAGCCUAUAUGCACUGUUUGAUAUCUGACUCUGAGAGUAAAUGAGCCAUUUCCUUUAGUAAAGAGUUGUAAGACAAGAAUGAUUGGGUAUUUUCUUCAGAUAAUUAACAGAUGCAAAUGGGGUGCUCUUAAUUAAGUGAAAAGAAUAUGGCUCUGAAUCCUUGCUUUGUAUCAGAAGAUAUGAUUUCAUUAGAUUUUGUGUAAUGGAGCUCAUUAGGAAGAGAAUAGAAAAUCCCUCUUGUUAAUAGUGGGCCAAAUCUUCAACUAGUUUAAUUGGGCUUAGCUCUAUUUAAAAUCAGUGGAAUAUUGCUGAUCUACUCUAGAUAAGAAUCUGGGGUUUUUAGGUUCAUUGUCAAACAUUGACCAGAUUUUUAGUGUUGCAUUGUUGAUUCACAGCUUUUAUUUUAUUAAACACUGCACAAAAGCAGUGAGAGUUGUAUAAAUCCCUCUAAAAAGUAUCAUGGAGGAGUCUGGACUUAUACAGCAUUAAUACAUUUAGAAUGGCUUUGCAUUUUUCUUUGACUGAAUCUAUUACUGACAGAAAGUUGUACAAUUCAAAUGGGUUUAAAUUGAGCACUAUAGAGAAAUCUGCCUUUUUUUUUAGGAGGCAGCCUACUAAUUCAGGAAGGGAAACGGUUUCUAUGAGAUCUCAGUUUUGUUUCUUGCUUUGCUAAUGAUUUGCCAUGGGGACUUGGAAAAGUACCUUAACUCAGAUUGUAGACAUCUAUCAUGGAGUUAGGGUGAUACCAAGUAUAUUUUUCUCUCAUGGAGUUAGGGUGAUACCAAGUAUAUUUUGAUAUAGUUUUUGAAAUGUAGAUCCUAUUCCAAGAUGAUUACUCUGUUCUUACCUUGCUGUUAUGUCUAAAAGAAAAGUACUGGUCUUAUUCAAAUAUCCGAAAAUUCUAUAUAACAUGAUUUGCAAAUUGGCUGCAUCAUUUGCACAAAUAAACAUAUUUCUUAGCAGAAA
This is a messenger RNA of Alligator sinensis (Chinese alligator), 1948 nucleotides long. RefSeq names its product trans-2,3-enoyl-CoA reductase like (gene TECRL). The transcript has 11 exons. The record is from RefSeq and is a predicted model, not a curated record. The annotation marks the transcript as partial. Gene Ontology annotation, biological process: very long-chain fatty acid biosynthetic process. Gene Ontology annotation, molecular function: oxidoreductase activity, acting on the CH-CH group of donors. Lineage: Eukaryota; Metazoa; Chordata; Crocodylia; Alligatoridae.